AUGCCAGCCUAUAGUGAGGAGCACCGGGUGCAACACCUCCUCAUGAAGUUACGGCCAGAUGUGAGAACGAAGGUCCUUACUUAUCCCGAGAUUCCGCGUACCCGGGUUGCACUCAUCGCGCUCACAGCGCGGUUUGAGCAGGCGGACACAUCUCGUGUUUGGGAAGGUAGCGCAAGGGAAGGCCGUCAGCAGAGCCAGCCUGAUAGGCCUCGGAAGAGGCCCUCUAGCAGCUCAAAUGAGAACUGGGGUGCCACAAGGUCCUUCCAGAAGCACCCCCGCCUACCCGACGCUGAGGAACAGCGGCAGAAGGAAAACAAUCUUUGCUUUACCUGCGGAAAGGAAGGCCACCGGGCAGCGCAGUGCUUCACCCAACAGACUGAGAAUAGCUCGCGACCCAAAUGUUGA
This is a messenger RNA of Pseudogymnoascus destructans, 405 nucleotides long. RefSeq lists its product as uncharacterized. The transcript is spliced from 2 exons. Lineage: Eukaryota; Fungi; Ascomycota; Leotiomycetes; Thelebolales; Thelebolaceae. Gene Ontology annotation, molecular function: zinc ion binding; nucleic acid binding. The record is from RefSeq and is a predicted model, not a curated record. The coding region runs from base 1 to 405 and encodes 134 amino acids.